Messenger RNA from Fomitiporia mediterranea MF3/22, 1023 nucleotides. RefSeq lists its product as uncharacterized. The transcript is spliced from 2 exons. The record is from RefSeq and is a predicted model, not a curated record. NCBI's taxonomy places the organism in Eukaryota, Fungi, Basidiomycota, Agaricomycetes, Hymenochaetales, Hymenochaetaceae. Gene Ontology annotation, molecular function: gamma-glutamylcyclotransferase activity. Bases 1 to 918 code for a protein of 305 amino acids.
AUGCAUAUCACCAACGAUCCUCUUAUUUCCCCCUCUGCUUCAAACCCAGCACUCAUUUCUAGCAAUGUCGACGAGGCAACCUCCCUCCUUGAAAAGCCAAACGAGCCCCUCUGGUAUCUUGCAUAUGGUUCAAACCUUUACUCCGCCGUUUUCAAGGCAAGACGCAAAAUCACGCCCCUCGAAGAACGUCAUGUGCUCGUCGAAGGUCUUGAGCUGACAUUUGAUCUGCCUGGUAUCCCUUAUCUCGAACCGCGAUUUGCAAAUUGUCGUUUCUCUUCGGAGUCAGAACAUGAGAAGAACAAACGGGAUUUGAAUGGACCUUGGACAGGCAAAGGUGCGUUGAUUGGUGUGGCGUAUCUCGUGACACCAGAAGAUUUCGCUCGUGUCAUUGCAACCGAAGGUGGAGGUGCUGGGUACAAGAUGGUUUCUGUCAAGGCACAAGUUUUUAGGCGUACGGGGAAAACGACAUCUUCUGAUUCAGACGUUGGACUGACUGGCGAGACGGUGCAUGCCUUCACGCUCCUCGCAUUGGUUGAAAGAACCAGGCAAUGCCCAGGACAGCCAUCCCCACGUUAUCUCACACUCAUCAGGAAGGGUGCAGAAGAGCAUUCACUUCCUCCUAGAUAUCGUGAAUACCUCUCAUCAUUUACACCUUACUCUCCUACCACACUUCGCCAAAAAGUAGGCCGAGCAGUCUCGCUUGCAACGUGGGUUCCGCCAAUGCUUGCCUUUCUUCUCCUCGGCCAGGUCUUUACGCAGAAAGAUGGAAGCCACCCCCAGUGGCUAAUCAAUGCAAGGCUGCGAAUAUUUAAGAGCGUAUGGACCACUUACGAUGGAAUCAUGCAAAAGCUUUUUGGGGAUGGAGAGCAGACUGUAGCACUGGAAAGCAGUGAUUCUGUACCGAGCCAACAAAAGUAGAGUUAUCCGUCUGGAAGGAGUAAUAAUCAAGUAGACACCUGCAGGACUGUUUGUGCCCGUAAUAGUUGUACUCAAUUCAUUGCCUUGCGCAAGUGCCCGGCACAU